Molecule: messenger RNA, 8411 nt
Organism: Alosa alosa (allis shad)
Lineage: Eukaryota; Metazoa; Chordata; Actinopteri; Clupeiformes; Clupeidae
Gene: myo7aa
Product: myosin VIIAa
Cellular component (GO): myosin complex; cytoskeleton
Molecular function (GO): ATP binding; cytoskeletal motor activity; protein binding
Source: RefSeq, a predicted model, not a curated record
GCAAGUGCCCGUGUGGCCUCCCGCACACUUCAAACACACACCCGCAUACACACACACACACACACACACACAGGGGGCACACACUCGCGCACCAUCAGUGGACAGUCCUUUCACCUGUGUGGAAAUAACAGGACCCUCUACAGAUCCCCGCGGAGGAGUGGAGUUAUUCAGAAUAGUGGAGAGGGUCCUCGCAUGCUGACGUCUGAUGUCCAGGAUUAGACUACUGAGCCACAGUCAUGGUCAUUCUGCAGCAGGGGGACUAUGUGUGGUUGGACCUCAAAACCGGCCGGGAGUUUGUGGUUCCCAUUGGAGCCGUGGUCAAGCUAUGCGACUCGGGCCAGAUUCAAGUUCUGGAUGAUGAAGGGAAUGAGCACUGGAUAUCCCCACAGAAUGCUACUAACAUCAAGCCCAUGCACCCCACCUCUAUCCAUGGGGUGGAGGACAUGAUCCGUCUGGGCGACCUCAACGAGGCUGGGAUUCUGCGUAACCUGCUCAUCCGCUACCGGGAGCAUCUGAUCUAUACAUACACAGGGUCCAUCCUAGUGGCGGUGAACCCAUACCAGCUGCUGCCUAUCUACACAGCAGAUCAGAUCCGUCUCUACACCAACAAGAAGAUAGGCGAGAUGCCACCGCACAUCUUUGCCAUCGCAGACAACUGUUACUUUAAUAUGCAGCGUAACAACAAGGACCAGUGUUGCAUUAUCAGUGGGGAGUCGGGAGCUGGGAAGACGGAGAGCACCAAGCUGAUCCUGCAGUUCCUGGCCGCCAUCAGCGGGCAGCACUCUUGGAUCGAGCAGCAGGUGCUGGAGGCCAACCCCAUCCUGGAGGCUUUUGGGAAUGCCAAGACCAUCCGGAAUGACAAUUCUAGCCGCUUUGGGAAGUACAUCGACAUCCACUUUAAUAAGAGAGGCGCCAUCGAGGGGGCCAAGAUUGAGCAGUACCUACUGGAGAAGUCCAGAGUAUGCCGUCAGUCCCAGGAUGAGAGGAACUACCAUGUUUUUUACUGCAUGCUGCAGGGCAUGUCUCCUGACCAGAAGAAGAAACUGGGCCUCACCAAAGCCACAGACUACACCUACCUCACCUUUGGAAACUGCACCGUUUGUGAUGGCCGCAAUGACCAGAAGGAGUACAGCAACAUUCGCUCUGCCAUGAAGGUCCUGAUGUUCACUGACACUGAGUUCUGGGAGAUCUCCAAACUGCUGGGUGCCAUACUGCACAUGGGCAAUUUCCGCUAUGAAGCACGCACAUAUGACAACCUGGAUGCCUGUGAGGUGGUGCGCUGCCCACAUCUGAACACUGCUGCCAUCCUGCUGGAGGUUGAUAUGAAAGACCUGAUGAACUGUCUGACCAGCCGAACCCUCAUCACCCGCGGUGAGACAGUCUCCACCCCACUCAGCAUGGAGCAGGCUCUGGAUGUGCGCGAUGCCUUUGUGAAGGGAAUCUACGGGCGCCUGUUUGUGUGGAUUGUGGAGAAGAUAAAUGCUGCCAUCUACAAGCCGGCGUCCUCCCAGCCCAAAAUAGUGCGCCGAUCCAUUGGCCUUCUGGAUAUCUUUGGCUUUGAAAACUUCACUGUUAACAGCUUUGAGCAGCUCUGCAUCAACUUUGCCAACGAGAAUCUGCAGCAGUUCUUUGUGCGGCACGUGUUCAAGCUGGAGCAGGAGGAGUACAACCUGGAGCACAUCAACUGGCAGCACAUCGAGUUCACGGACAACCAGGACGCCCUGGACAUGAUCGCCAUCAAACCCAUGAAUAUAAUCUCCCUCAUUGAUGAGGAGAGCAAAUUCCCCAAGGGAACAGACGCCACCAUGCUGUACAAACUCAACUUUCAGCACAAACUCAACACCAACUACAUCCCCCCCAAGAACACCUAUGAGACUCAGUUUGGCAUCCAGCACUUCGCCGGUGUGGUCUUCUAUGAGACAAGAGGUUUCCUUGAGAAGAACAGGGACUCUCUGCAUGGUGACAUCAUCCAGCUGGUGCACUCCUCCAAAAACAAGUUCAUUAAGCAAAUCUUCCAGGCUGACGUUGCUAUGGGGGCGGAGACGAGGAAGCGCUCCCCGACUCUGAGCAGUCAGUUCAAGCGCUCUCUGGAACUGUUGAUGCGGACGCUCAGCGUGUGCCAGCCUUUCUUCGUGCGCUGCAUCAAGCCCAACGAGUUCAAGAAGCCCAUGCUGUUUGACAGGGAGCUGUGCGUCCGGCAGCUGCGGUAUUCCGGGAUGAUGGAGACCAUCCGGAUCCGUCGGGCAGGCUACCCAAUCCGGUACACGUUUGUGGAGUUUGUGGACCGGUACCGGGUUUUAAUGCCUGGAGUGAAACCUGCUUACAAACAGGGAACCUGUCAUCGGAUCGCUGUGGCCGUCCUGGGGAGAGACGAUGACUGGCAAAUGGGAAAGACAAAGAUCUUCCUCAAGGAUCAUCAUGACAUGCUGCUGGAGAUAGAGCGAGAUAAGGCCAUCACAGACAAGGUCAUCCUCAUUCAGAAGGUUGUUCGGGGCUUCAAGGACCGUUCUAAUUUCCUGAGAAUGAGGAAGUCAGCCGUGUUGAUCCAGAAGACGUGGAGGGGCUAUCACUGUCGCAAGAACUAUGGAGCGAUGCGUGCAGGCUUCGCUCGUCUCCAGGCCCUCUACCGCUCGCGGAAGCUCUACCAGACGUACCACGUGGCUCGCCAGCGCAUCACGCUCUACCAGGCCCGUUGCCGAGGCUACCUGGUGCGCCGGGCCUUCCGCCACCGCCUGUGGGCCGUCAUCACUCUCCAGACCCACACCAGGGCCAUGAUCGCCCGCCGCCUCUACAAGCGCCUCAAAGGAGAGUACCGGCGGCGCCUGGAGGCAGAGAAGAUUCGCCUGGCAGAGGAGGAGAAGCUGCGCUACCAGAUGAGCGCCAAGCGGGCCAAGGCCGAGGCAGAGAAGAAGCACCAGGAGCGGCUAGCGCAGCUGGCCCGCGAGGAUGCCGAGCGCGAGCAGAAGGACCGCGAGGACGCGCGGCGCAAGAAGGAGAUGGUGGAGCAGGUGGAGAAGGCGCGCCAGGAGCCCGUCAACGACUCGGACAUGGUGGACAAAAUGUUCGGCUUCCUGGGCACCACCAACUCGUUUCCGGGCCAGGAGGGGCAAGCACCAGCAGGGUUUGAGGAUCUGGAGAGCUCUCAGAAGGGCCUGGAGGAGGAGGAUCUAGAUGAGGCUAAUCCUCUGCCGGAGGACGACCUGGAUGAUUUAUCUGAAUACAAAUUUGCCAAGUUUGCUGCCACGUACUUCCAGGGCACCACCACACACACAUACGUCCGCCGGCCUCUGAAACAACCCCUCCUGUUCCACGAGGAUGAGGGCGAUCAACUGGCCGCCUUGGCUGUUUGGAUCACAGUGCUGAGGUUCAUGGGAGAUUUACCGGAGCCUAAGUACCACACAGCCAUCAGCGAUGGGAGUGAGAAGAUCCCAGUCAUGACCAAGAUCUACGAAACUCUGGGCAAGAAGACCUACAAGAGAGAGCUGCAAGCCCUUCAGGGGGAGGGGGAGAACGCUUUGAUUGACACUCACAAGAGGAGCAGUGUCCGUCACAAGCUUGUGUCUCUCACUCUGAAGAAGAAGUCAAAGAUUACUGAGGAGGUGACCAAGCGCCUGAAUGAUGGCGAGUACACUAUGCACGGAAAUAGCAUGCUGGAGGACCGGCCCACGUCCAACCUGGAGAAGCUGCACUUCAUCAUCGGCAAUGGUAUCCUCCGGCCAGCCCUCAGAGAUGAGAUCUACUGUCAGAUCUGCAAGCAGCUGAGCCAGAACCCAUCCAAGAGCAGCCACGCCCGUGGCUGGAUCCUCAUGUCCCUCUGUGUGGGCUGCUUCUCCCCCUCAGACAAGUUUGUAAAGUACUUGAGGAACUUCAUCUGCGGGGGCCCACCUGGCUACGCCCCCUACUGCGAGGAGCGUCUCAGGAGGACCUUUGUGAACAGCACGCGGACACAGCCUCCAUCCUGGCUGGAGCUGCAGGCCACCAAGUCUAAGAAGCCCAUCAUGCUUCCGGUGACAUUUAUGGACGGGACGACUAAAACCCUGCUGACAGACUCGGCCACCACAGCCAGAGAGCUGUGCAACGCACUCUCCGACAAGAUCAACCUCAGGGACCGAUUCGGCUUCUCUCUCUACAUCGCCCUGUUUGACAAGGUGUCCUCACUGGGCAGCGGCGGAGACCACGUGAUGGACGCCGUGUCCCAGUGCGAGCAGUACGCCAAGGAGCAGGGCGCCCAGGAGCGCAACGCACCCUGGAGGCUGUUCUUCCGCAAGGAGAUCUUCACGCCGUGGCAACCCGCCGAGGACACCGUGGCCACCAACCUCAUCUACCAGCAGGUGGUGCGAGGGGUCAAGUUCGGAGAGUACCGCUGCGAUAGGGAGGAAGACCUGGCGGAGCUGGCCUCCCAGCAAUACUACGUGGACUACGGCGCGGAGAUCCUGGUGGAGCGUCUGAUCAGCCUCAUCCCCUCCUACAUCCCCGACCGCGAGAUCAGCACGGCCAAGACCGUGGAGAAGUGGGCCCACUUCAUCAUGGCCGCCCAUAAAAAGGGCAUCUAUGCACAGAAUAGGAUGGACCCACAGAAGGUCAAGGAGGAGGUGGUGGACUUUGCUCGAUACAAGUGGCCUUUGUUAUUCUCAAGAUUCUAUGAGGCCUUUAAAUUCUCAGGUCCAAGCCUGCCUAAGAAUGACGUGAUAGUAGCAGUCAACUGGACCGGAGUUUAUUUUGUGGACGAGCAAGAACAGGUCCUUCUGGAACUUUCUUUCCCUGAGAUCACGGCCGUCUCUAGCAGCAGAGGCGGGAAACUUCAGGGCCAGAGUUUCACACUAGCCACCAUCAAGGGCGAUGAGUACACCUUCACGUCCAAUAAUGCAGAGGACAUCCGAGAGCUGGUGGUCACCUUCUUAGAGGGCCUCAGGAACAGGUCCAAGUUUGUGGUGGCCCUGCAGGACAACCCCAGUCCUGCUGGUGAUGACUCCACCUUCCUGAGCUUUGCCAAAGGUGACCUCAUCCUCCUGGACCAGGAUACAGGGGAGCAUGUCAUGACGUCCGGCUGGGCCCACGGCAUCAACGACCGCACCAAACAGCGAGGAGACUUUCCGUCCGACUGCGUCUACGUCCUGCCCACAGUCACCAAACCUCCGCCGGAGAUAGUGGCGCUGGUUACCAUGACGCCAGACCAGCGUCAGGAGUCCAUCCGUCUGUCCCACAUUACCAACGGGGGCGAGGAGGAGCAGGUGAAGCCAUACACGCUGGAGGAGUUCUCCUACGACCACUUCAGGCCCCCGCCCAAGCACACCCUGAGCCGCGUGAUGAUCACCAAGAACCGGGGGAAGGACAAGCUGUGGUGCUGCACCAGGGAGCCCCUCAAGCAGCCGCUGCUCAAGAAGGUGCUGGGCCACGAGGAGCUCUCCCAGGAGGCCUGCAUGGCCUUCAUCGCCAUCAUGAAGUAUAUGGGUGAUUACCCCUCGAAGCGAACGCGCUCAGUCAACGAACUCACUGACCAGAUCUUUGAGGGAGCGCUGAAGGCAGAGCCGCUCAAAGAUGAGAUCUUCUCUCAGAUUCUCAAACAGCUGACGGAAAACCAUGUCAAGUACAGUGAGGAGAAGGGCUGGGAGCUACUGUGGCUGUGCACUGGCCUCUUCCCCCCCAGUAACGUCCUGCUGCCGCAUGUCCAGAGGUUCCUGCAGUCCAAGAGGCACCACCCACUGGCUCAGGACUGCAUGCAGAGACUGCAGAAAGCCUUACGGAAUGGCUCUAGGAAGUACCCCCCUCACCUGGUGGAGGUGGAAGCCAUUCAGCACAAGACCACGCAGAUCUUUCACAAAGUGUACUUCCCUGACGACACGGAUGAGGCUUUCGAGGUGGAGUCGAGCACCAAGGCAAAGGACUUCUGUCAGAACAUCGCUGACCGGCUCCUGCUCAAGUCCCCCGAGGGCUUCAGCCUGUUCGUCAAGAUCUCUGACAAGGUUAUCAGCGUACCAGAGGGGGAUUUCUUCUUCGACUUUGUCAGGCACCUCACAGAUUGGAUCAAGAAAGCCAGGCCCACAAAGGAUGGAAUAGUGCCUUCAUUGACUUAUCAGGUGUUCUUCAUGAAAAAACUUUGGACCAACACAGUUCCAGGGAAAGACUCCUUUGCCGACUCCAUCUUUCAUUACUAUCAGGAGCUUCCAAAGUAUCUCCGCGGUUACCACAAAUGCUCCCGCGAGGAGGUCUUCCAGUUGGGAGCGCUGAUCUACCGAGUGAAAUUCGAGGAUGACAAAUCCCAUUUUCCCAGCAUUCCGAAGAUGCUGAAAGAAUUAGUUCCCCAGGACCUGAUCCGCCAGCUCUCUCCUGACGACUGGAAGAGGUCUGUUGUAGCGUACUUCAACAAGCAUGCUGGAAAGUCCAGGGAAGAGGCCAAGCUGAUGUUCCUCAAGAUCAUUUUCAAGUGGGCAACAUUUGGGUCAGCUUUCUUUGAAGUGAAGCAAACCACUGAGCCCAACUUCCCAGAGAUCCUGCUCAUAGCCAUCAACAAGCACGGUGUCAGCCUGAUCGACCCAAAGACCAAGGACAUUCUAGUGACACACCCCUUCACCAAGAUCUCCAACUGGAGCAGUGGGAACACCUACUUCCACAUCACCAUUGGCAACCUGGUGCGAGGUAGCAAGCUGCUGUGCGAGACUUCACUGGGCUAUAAGAUGGACGACCUGCUGACCUCCUACAUCAGCCAGAUGCUGACCACCAUGAGUAAGCAGCGCAGCUCGAGGGGCCAGAGCAAGUGAACGUCAUACUGGCAGGAGGCUGCUGAGCUGCUGCGUCUGCUGCGGCCCAUGGGCCAUCCCUGCAGCUGGGGUCACGCCUUCCCCUCCCACGUGUGGAGGAUGAGCCGCAACCCCUCCACCGCCGGCUCCUCCCUCUCCCAGGACACCCUGACGCCCGAUGACGACGAUGCCUCAUCCUCCCCCUCCAGCGAGGACGACUACCUCUGAGCCUCCGCCAGUGGCAGCAGCAGUCCCCUCGCCACGUCCCGUUUCGGGGGUGGGUGCCUCGUCUGCUGGCCCCCCACCCGCACCACCCCCCUCCCCACCCUCACUCCCCCAGCCUCCUGCCCACCUUGGAUCCUCUAGCUGUCUCCCUAAGCUCAAAUGUUACACGUUCAACUCUGCCUCAUUUUGACACGGACACAUUCGCCUGACAGUUCAGUUGAAGUACAUGAAAUGUGCCCACUGCAGCACAUACGGCUUUAGUGUUCUUGUCAUUAACUUUCUGAGUGAGGCGCUAGAAGAGCUACUUGUAUUAAAAUAGGUUUGGAAAAAAGUUUUUUGUCACUUUGUUGUUAGCUACUGAAAGUAACUGAUUAGAUUCCCUGUAUAAAGUUGUAAUAUAUUGUUUUUAUUUGUCAGUGUACUGAAUCAUGACCUGGGUUUACAGGUGUGUGAUCAAAUGAGUUUGAAAAGUGUAGACCUAAAGUAUUCUUCUAUUGUUCUGUUGACGGCCUUAAAGUACAUUUUUACCAAUUUGUCCAAUGUGAUCUUGUUUUUUAAUGAAUGUAGAAAUGCAAGUCUCAUUCAGUCCGAUUUGACAAGUUAGAUGUGCAUGUGUUUUCACAGCGCCAGUGCUGUGUGUGUUUUGUUCUUUUUCUGGGUCUGGAGGAUUUGGAGGCGCCUUUUAUCAGACCUCCUUAUGGCCUUAUUUAAAAUGGCAUCUAUUUCUAAAUGACAGCCAUUCACUCCUCGGAGGGCAACAGACCAGGACAGUGAGGCUUCACAGUGUAUUUAGAGAACCACAACAGCACAUAAUGGAGGAUGAACUGCUGUUACUCUUUGUUAUUUUCUGAGUGUGGUAUUUUCUUGCAUGGUAGCUUUUAUCUUCUAAGGAAGUGUUCAUGUAUUAUGUACUAUGGUAGCUGAAUCUUUCACCAAUGGCCUUUAUGUGCCAGUACCUUGUAGACCAACUGUACUGUUAGGACACUGUUACAUUCUGUGAAAAUAAUUACAACAUAUGUAUAUUGUAGUACCAUUAUAACUUAUUUUCAUAAAGGGUUAAGAAUAUGAAAAUCCUGCUUGUGUUACACUAUGCUGCAUCUACUAUUUUAGAAGGCACAAUGUAAGAUGCUGUAGAGUUGUUGUUCAAUUUGUAAGAUAGUAUCAAUCCCUGGUUGUAAACUUGCAUUGCACUGGGUUAUUAUAAACACUAAAACAAAAAAGCAGAGGCCAAACAGGAACUUGAACUCAAGAUCAAGCUCACAGCACAAACUGGUGUUAUUGUCCAAAUUUGCUCCCUGCUGGUUAUGAGUUACAGAUACAAAGCACGUCAGUAUAGCUCUGUUAUUAUGUGUUGAUCAAUGUCAAAGGUUUUGGAUUUAAUGAGACAUCUCCUUGUUAUCAUCUGAGGCAUCAUGUGAUGGCAACCUUUUCAAUAAACUGUGACUGUUA